AUGACUGCCGUUGUAACCACAGCUCCAAUGGGUGUCGGCCCUCUCGCCCAAAACAUCAAGGAGAAUGCGGCUAUCAAUGUUGCUGAAAUCGACAUCAACAACACUGACAGAUUCCUCAUUCACUCUCCUUACACAGAUCCGGCGCACUUGCUAGAUCUCGAGACCCUCGAUGACGAGAAUGCCCUCCUCGCCAGGGCAUUGUCUCACAUGGAGUGCCUCCGAGCGGACUACGCCACGGCCGGCUAUGUUGAGUCCUUCAAUUGGGAGGAAGUCAUGGGCGAGCUUAAAAGUCUCGUUCAAUCCACAGGGAAAACGUUCAAGGAAACUUCCUUUUACAUCGUUGCAUUCCGUUCGACGAUUCCGCCAUCGACAGUCUAUGAGGAUCUUGGCGUUCUGGACAAGGCCGCGCAUGCCGAAGCCAACCAAGUCGGAGGCUUCCUGAAAUAUUGGUUCGGAAGUCCCGACUCAGAAGGGAGAAAUCUGGCAACUUGCGUCUGGAGAUCAAGACCAGAUGCUGUGAAAGCCGGCCAAGGACCUGAGCAUCGCCGGGCAAGUCGUGCGACAGCGUCCAUGUACUCUUUUUGGCGUAUCGAUCGUCACCGCCUGGUCAUUCGUGACGGCGCCGAACGCUGGGAGAUUAUCGACUGGGUCGAUUGA
Molecule: messenger RNA, 657 nt
Organism: Colletotrichum orchidophilum
Lineage: Eukaryota; Fungi; Ascomycota; Sordariomycetes; Glomerellales; Glomerellaceae
Exons: 2
Coding region: 1-657 (218 amino acids)
Source: RefSeq, a predicted model, not a curated record